Molecule: messenger RNA, 6109 nt
Organism: Antechinus flavipes (yellow-footed antechinus)
Lineage: Eukaryota; Metazoa; Chordata; Mammalia; Dasyuromorphia; Dasyuridae
Gene: GABRB3
Product: gamma-aminobutyric acid type A receptor subunit beta3
Exons: 9
Coding region: 104-1522 (472 amino acids)
Biological process (GO): signal transduction; monoatomic ion transmembrane transport; nervous system process
Cellular component (GO): membrane; synapse; neuron projection
Molecular function (GO): neurotransmitter receptor activity; extracellular ligand-gated monoatomic ion channel activity; GABA-A receptor activity
Source: RefSeq, a predicted model, not a curated record
UCGGUCAGCGGCGGCGGCGGCGACGGCGGUAGCAGCAGCACCAGCAGCGGGGUCGCGGCGGCGACGGGGCCCCCCCUCCCCCCUUCCGGGGAGCGGCGGAGGGAUGUGGGGCUUUGCAGGAGGAAGGCUUUUCGGCAUCUUUUCGGCCCCUGUGCUGGUGGCGGUGGUUUGCUGCGCUCAAAGUGUGAACGAUCCUGGAAACAUGUCCUUCGUGAAGGAGACAGUGGACAAGCUUUUGAAAGGCUACGACAUUCGCCUAAGACCCGACUUUGGGGGUCCCCCAGUCUGUGUUGGGAUGAACAUUGAUAUCGCGAGUAUCGAUAUGGUAUCCGAAGUCAACAUGGAUUAUACCUUGACCAUGUAUUUUCAACAGUAUUGGAGAGAUAAGAGGCUAGCCUAUGCUGGGAUCCCUCUGAACCUCACACUUGACAAUAGAGUGGCUGAUCAGCUGUGGGUCCCUGACACAUAUUUUCUAAAUGACAAGAAAUCAUUUGUGCAUGGAGUGACAGUGAAAAACCGAAUGAUCCGUCUUCACCCUGAUGGAACUGUAUUAUAUGGACUCAGAAUUACAACAACAGCCGCAUGUAUGAUGGAUUUGAGAAGAUAUCCCCUGGAUGAACAGAACUGCACUCUGGAAAUUGAAAGCUAUGGCUAUACAACAGAUGACAUUGAGUUUUAUUGGAGAGGUGGGGACAAGGCUGUAACAGGUGUGGAAAAAAUUGAACUUCCACAGUUCUCCAUUGUAGAACACAGACUGGUCUCAAAGAAUGUUGUCUUUGCCACUGGUGCCUAUCCACGACUUUCAUUGAGCUUUAGGUUGAAGAGAAAUAUUGGAUACUUCAUUCUUCAGACCUACAUGCCCUCCAUACUAAUUACAAUUUUAUCAUGGGUGUCAUUCUGGAUUAAUUAUGAUGCAUCAGCAGCAAGAGUUGCUCUCGGAAUUACAACUGUACUGACCAUGACAACAAUCAACACUCAUCUUCGAGAGACUUUGCCCAAGAUCCCUUAUGUGAAAGCCAUUGACAUGUACCUGAUGGGAUGUUUUGUUUUUGUCUUCUUGGCCCUCCUUGAAUAUGCCUUUGUUAAUUACAUCUUUUUUGGAAGAGGCCCUCAAAGGCAGAAGAAGCUGGCAGAAAAGUCUGCAAGGGCAAAGAAUGACCGCGCAAAAAGUGAAACCAAUCGGGUGGAUGCUCAUGGAAACAUUCUAUUAACGUCACUUGAAAUUCACAACGAAGUGAAUGAAGUUACAGGUGUUGGAGAUUCCAGGAAUUCAGCAAUAUCCUUUGACAACUCAGGAAUCCAGUACAGGAAACAAAGCAUGCCUCGAGAAGGGCAUGGGCGACAUAUGGGGGACAGAAACAUCCCGCACAAGAAGACCCAUUUACGGAGGAGGUCUUCGCAGCUCAAAAUAAAAAUCCCUGAUUUAACAGAUGUGAAUGCCAUAGACAGAUGGUCAAGAAUCGUGUUUCCAUUUACUUUUUCUCUUUUCAACCUGAUUUACUGGCUGUAUUAUGUUAACUGAAUGACUAUACUUGGUUUUUCACAGACUUCACUUAACACUGAGUGAAAUAUUACUCUGCCUGUCAUUUUUAUACCUAUAUAUAAAUACACACACACAAACAUAUAUAUACAUGUGUAAAUGUAUAUAUAUGUGAACUUUCUCAACAUACAUAUAUAAAUACACAUGUGUAUGAAAUGUAUGUGCAUAUGUUUAUUAUAUACACAAGACUAUGUAACUAUGUGUAUGUAAUACAAAUACACAUACAUGUAUACAUUCAGCAGCUACAGACAAUUUAACACAGAAUGCAUAUCAAAGGAAGUGGGUCCAUUUUUUUUACUGAAAGGGACAGAUAUCAUCUAAAUAUUCACCUUAAGAAUGAGGGAGUGUUACAUAGUAUCACCCCUAAGUAUGUCUUAAGUUAUCAUAAAUUUGACAUUUUCAGUACUGAUUUUCAGAACCUUGAUUCUAAAGCUAAUGUACUCUUCAAAAACCCAUCCAAUGGUACUGCUAGUUUAAAAUGAGUCACUUCUCUUUCAUUUCAUAGGCUUUGUUUUACUGAGCUAAGUUUUCUUUGCUCAUUUGGAUUAUAGGGUUUCUUUUCAUCUUCCAUGCGUGUCAUUUUUUCAGUGAUCAUUGACUUGGAUUAAAUAAUCACAGAAAGAAAGCUGUCCUGUUGUUUAAGAUGCUCAUAUUAACAUGCUCAAACUCUCAUCUUUUGAAAAAUCCAUCCAUGGUGAAAGAAAUCUCAUUUGUAAGUAUUGUAAUACGCACUUUGGGGGUGGUUUUUGUUUUGUUUUUGUUUUUUGUUUUGGUACACUUGGACUGAUUCCAGCUUAGUUGUACUAAGGGGAAAUUUUUUAGCACAUUUUGGUAUCAUUUUAGUUGACAUUUUAAUUACUGAAAAUUUGUUCUGUAUCUCAUCGAUUUUCAAGACUGAUAUUCAACAGAAAGCAUAGAAGUCUCAGGUUAUUUGUUACUCUAACAUGAAACAGUCUAGACUUAUUUUUUUUAAUUUGUGUUCAUAUCAUCCAAAAUUCUUAAAACAUUGUAUGUUACUAUAAAAUAUAUUUGCAUAAUAUGCAUACAUAUGUAUAUUUUAUGAAGACUUUCUUUCUUAUGCUUGCUACUGUGGCAGCAUGCUAUGUCAUAUCUUUUCUUCAUGUGAUGUGACUACUUUUUUAUUAUCUGGAAUUAAGACUUAAGCAACAAAGCUUCUACUGUUAAAACAUAAAAAUCAAAACAUAUAUUCAUGGCCUUUAUUUCCAUGUCCAACAUAUGCCAUAAGGAGCCCAUCAAAACACUCCUGGUACAACUGGGAUGCUGCAAUCAGCAAUCAGUAAACUAACUAAUGCAUGGCAUUUCAUCAUCAAAUACAUGCAGCCAUUUUUUUUUUGGCCAACAUUAUCGACCUGACAAAACAGCACGCUCAUUUUUUAGUUUCUUUCUGAAUCCAUCUCCUCAUCCUAUCGACUUUUUAAAGCUAGUAGAUACAAGUCAAGGUGCACUGAUUUCAUAGAUGCAACCUUAACUUGCUAUUUAGACAACUAGAUCUUUCUAAAGAAAAAAAGAUGAUAUAUUUUUUGUAAACAAUAUUUCUAUCACAGACAUCCAUAAAUGGACAUGACUAUGGUCCUAUAAAUAGGUGUCAAAGUGGAAUUAAGCAUUUGGAGGAAAAAAAAAUGCAAAAUGUGCAGGAAAGAACUGCUAAAUUUCUUUUUGAGAUGAAACCUAUCCAUAUAUUUCCUGGCUGCUGUUGUCUCAAAAUGUUGCAUAUACCCCAGCUGCCUCUGUUCUGUCCAACACACAGAAGCAGUCAGCCAGAUUCUUGUCCAACUUUCUAACCCUGGAUUUCAUUUCAAUAUUGAUAGGACCUAUACCACCUGGGAUAUUACAAGGAUGUAUAAGUUGCCCAGUAUUACUUCUGUGGGAGUUCCCUUCAGUGGUCAUUACAACCUUUGAUUUGAAGGAGUAGAUAACAGCUGCUAGUUUCACUCUGGGAUUAAAUAGAAUACACAAAGUCUAAUGCUGAAAGCAAAUAUUAAUUUUUUUUCUUUACCCUCCUUCUCCUUCAUCCCCAGUUUUCUCCACUCUUCUUCCUUCUCCCUCCCUCAAAACAAAAACAAAACACCAUCAAUCAGAUUUUCUCUUGUUUUAAUUUUUAUGGAGGCUAAACAGGUUUUACAGAUAUGUGCUUAUUAGGGUUUUUCUUUGGCACUCUCAGGAUAACAAUAUGGAUUUAUAAAAUAUGAACAGUAUGGGAAAAUCUUGUGAGUGGCCUUAUCCAUUGAAAACAUUUUAAAGAAAAGAGAUGUUGCUGAAGAUCAUAUCUUUUUCAACACUUCCGCUAUUUUUCUGUGUCCAAUGACUCAAGGCUGGAGCUCCACACAUAUGAGGGACUCGAAAUGCAAAAGGAUGUGAAGAAAGCAGUUCAUUGUGGACAUUUGGAAUCUUUAAAUGCACAAUGUGUACUGUUCAGAACUAUGCCAUUAAUUCUUUGAGGAUGGGAGGAGAAAGAAGAGAGGGUGGGGAGAAGUUAAAAUAGUUGCAUAUGUGAACUUCAAGUUCAUGAACAGCAAUGACAGAGAACCUUCAGACCUCAAAAGAUCUCCUGCAAUCCACUUUACAAGUUUUCCUUGGUAUAAAUUUGCAUGGUAGGUAAUAAUAGCUUUUGAGCUUUUUAUAUGCAUUUGGCAAUGAGAUUGGGAUUCACAACUUUGUAGACAUUGCAACGAAGUAAAUAUAAUGGCUAUACUACAUAUUGUAUUUGUAACUAUAUAUAUAUACAUGCAUACAUGCAUACAUACAUAUAUUCGAUAAAACCUUUUUCAGAUCCAUGGGCAUGUGUUUGCUUUACCCAUUUCUGGGGCAAACAAUGUUUUUUUCUGACAAAAAGAAUUGUAGAGUCUGCCUAAACUUGUUUUCUAAAGCAGCAGAAAAAUUUGGGAAUGAGCAUUUUUUUUUUUUUAACCAUCAUGACCCAGACUAAUUGAAUUUGUUUCCCAACUCUUUUCUUUAGGUCUCUAGACCAAUAUGGCCUCUCAUGAACCCACAGCAGCUGUUCUAGUCAUUGAAGAAGCUGUAUAGAUGAGGCUAAAAGCUAGAACUCUAGAGUUAAAAUUUGAUUGAUUUUAAAGCCUCAUCAAGGGUUGUAAAGAAAAGGUUGGUGAAGGGACUUGUAUAAUUACUUUUCUGAGAAUUUGCAAGGAAUUUUUUUAAAAACCUCAGAUUUCUAAGUAGGCUAAUAUCUUUACAAAAAUGUUCACAAGUCCUCAAAAUAUACAAUAGAGUUCUUGUGAAGUAUGUUAUUACCCAGACUCACCUAUUCUUGAGUCAAUUCAUAGUCAUCCAAUUGUACUACAUUACUUCAGUGAGUUUGGGUAUUCCAUUUGAUGGUGCAGAUCAUAACUCACCUAUGACUUCUUAGCCUAUGUGAUUCUCACCCAUAUCAUUCCAUAAAUCCUCCAUCUAUGAUCCACAGCAUGGUUAGCCGCUUAAGUGGGUGUUGCUCUUGUUGCCCCUAACCAGCAUCUUAAUGGGGUUUCACUGACUGGACCAUAAGUCACUUAUGUAAAUCUCAUCACUAAAAUCCCAGAGUCUAAUGUGAAGUUAGGAAAUCCCAAAUAAUGUUAAGAGGAAGUCCUGAAGUUUCAGUCAGUUGUGUUAGAAAAACCACAACUAAAUGCCCUUUACUUUUAGGCCUCUGCCUUAUCCCUGUGCUGGGUCAUCUCUAUGUAGCGACUCUCACGAGACCCUACUUUGUCAAACUUUGCUUAUAAAUGUUUUCAACUAAACACUGCAAAGGUAACGCCAGACUGGCUGGAUACCUUUUAUAGGAAUGAGCGUGCUGCAGGUCUGGGUGCACUAUUUUGGGUGCCAAUAUUCCUAUUUGCUUUCUCUGGGCAAUCUGGCCUUGUAACAAUGUUUUAAGCUGAGCAAGUGCCCAACUUUGAAUACAAACUAUGCCAUAAAUAUUAUUUGAAUCUGGUACCUGAUUUAUAACACUGACCUUUUAAUGAAAGCAAAUUGGGCCAUAAAUUCAGUUAUCUUAUUAUCCCUUUUGAAAUUCACUCGUUAUUUCAUCAGACUGGAAAGUAAUAUCUUUCAAAGUGAUUCCUUACUCCCACUCCUAUCCCCAGGACACUAGGAUGCCCACCAGAUAAUUACCUCUUCUACCGCACUUCAAAGGCAACAUGAUGUCCUUAAAAAAUCAUAUUAACUUGCCUGGACAAGUGGUUUAUUCUCAGAGACUAGUUUGCAUAUCAUGCCUCACCCAGGACUAGCCCCAUAAGUGUGCUCUCAUUUUCAUUUCAUAUUUCAUUUCUACAAGUCUAUGAGGGCAUCCAAGGCAACUACAGGACUAUCCUGAGUUACAGCCUGAAGAGUCUGAAGUAGAAAUAGAUAAGUGUGUUGUGAUAGCUAACUCCUAUGUUAAUGACAUCCCAUUGUAAAGAUAAAUUAAAGCCCAGUUUUGCUUAAGCACAUUUAUGUAUAUAUUCUUUUGUAUUAUUUGACAUGAAAAAAAAAAACAGCAAAACUGAGUGAUAGACAAAACAUGAGCAAUGUUGAUGAAUGAAUACUAAUUUAUUAAAAAAAAAAAAAAGGACUAAA